Messenger RNA from Mycetomoellerius zeteki, 1164 nucleotides. RefSeq lists its product as uncharacterized. The record is from RefSeq and is a predicted model, not a curated record. Bases 1 to 1164 code for a protein of 387 amino acids. NCBI's taxonomy places the organism in Eukaryota, Metazoa, Arthropoda, Insecta, Hymenoptera, Formicidae. The transcript is spliced from 5 exons.
AUGGAAUCGACAAACGCUAAGAUAAGGUUGCAGCAGCAUCAAGACGAAACCGAGACCACGUCUAGAAGUUCCCGGCCUCGUUUAUCCAUAUCGACAUCCGACUCGUCCCUUUUUUUCGCCAGUUGCAGUUCUAAUUGCACAGACUAUGAUUAUGAACAUCGGGAGAUCAGGACACAAUCCGAGAAGAAAAAACGUGUGAAAAGAUUUUCCGCGCCGAAGUCUUCCUUUACGUUUUUUCCAGAUAUAAAAAAUACGAAAUCACUUGAAAUCAAUAAAGCCUCAUCAGAGAAAACCCAAAAGUCGAAAUCCGAAAACGAACUCUUGAAGGAUUACUGUCCGUAUUCCUCCGACAAUUGUGGUUGCAGUUCAGGUUGUACGGAUUGCGACUACGGACUCUAUACGUAUACAACUAAAAACAAGAGCAAGUUGAAAAGUAAAGGCGAGAGAUUCUAUAUAAAGCGCUCGAGUAGUUUUACACCUUUGGUGUCGUUCGAGAGAAGUCGGAAAACUGCAAAAUCAUAUAGCGCUAUAAAUAUUUUAAGGAAGAAAAAGGCGAAACUUCCCAAAAUAGAAAAAACCUUAGAUAGCUGCUACCCCGAAUCUUCUGGCAGUUGCAAUCGCCAAUCAAACAAUAUAAAACAUAACUUCAAACUGAAAACAACUAAAGACCAAAAAUCAAAAACCAAAAAGAGGACAUUAGCGAAGAAGUUGAGAAAACUGAAAACAAUGAGAAUUGUGAGAACUCUGAAAUUGCGCAAGAAUAAGAAAGUUUCAAAGAACACAGCUGUAAAAGUUUCUGAAAGAACCGUUAUGAAAAAUUGGUUUCCUGAUUCAUCUAAUAAUUAUGAGUGCAAUUCGGAUCAUACGGACCGCGGAAAGCACAUAACUAUAAAAAGAAAAAAGUUAAAAAGCAGAUCCAGAAGAGCAAAAACUUCAACAAAAUCGAAAAUGUCGGAACUGCCUUUAGUAAUUAAUGAAUCAGUUCAAAAUGAAAAGAAUUCGAAGCAAACAGCAGAAGUGCGUUCUGAAAACAAACCUGUAUCAAAUUUUGAAGAUAUUGAAAUGGAUAGAACGAUACAAUCCGUAGUUGAAGAAAAUGCGAGUAUAAGUUCUCAUAAAAGUACAAAUAGACAACCUACUCAAAAUCAAGAUCAACAGAGGUAA